AUGCACGGCCAGUUGUCGUGGAAGAGCGAGUUGCACCACCAUUUUGAGGCCCGAAGGAGCUUGAGGGCCGGGAGGAUAAUUGGGCGUGGCUCUGCGCUCAUUUUCAGGCGCCCGAUUAUGUGGAACAAGAAGACUCUUCUCCACCAUUCAGGUUCCAUGCCCUUCUCAUAUAGGAUGCAUGCACGGCGGUGGGGGGGGUCCAAAUUCUUGGAGAUCGACGUCUUUCCCGACGUUCAUGUUCGACCUGGGAAUGAGUUGACUGAGACCCUUCAUGAGUUCGCCUCCCAACUUCCUCUCGAUACUCCGAUCGAGUCUAUGGAUCCUCCACAGGAUGCUGGGUUUCACAUCUUGACUAAGACGUUCGAUCAGACUAUCGGGAAGAAGCCGGGGAGAUAUUGUCGAGGGAUAGGGAAUGCCCAGCGGAGGGGACCUAGACCUCGGUCAUCGUCGCAGGCAAACAGUCAGGUGACUGCUUUGACAACAAAGGUGGCCGAGCUUCAGGAUCAGAUGUCUGUGAUUCUGGAGUCCCUCGUGCGAUCCGGCAUUCCAGUCCCGCAAUUUGUUGCCUCGACCUCCGAGCCCGUCCACCCCGCCGAGCAUGGGUCACCAGACCUCUGCCCCUGUGGACAUUGUUCAGACCUGCGAGCCGCAUCUGCCAGACGACCACGUUGA
This is a messenger RNA of Prunus armeniaca (apricot), 672 nucleotides long. The record is from the annotation of a GenBank genome assembly. Lineage: Eukaryota; Viridiplantae; Streptophyta; Magnoliopsida; Rosales; Rosaceae.